GUGAUUCGCAUGGCAGCCAUGUGCUGAGGUGUGAAGGUCUUCAGCUGACCAGGGCAGAGGGUCUAUUGAAUGGAUGACACUAAAGCAAAACAUGCUUUACUGCCUAGGCGUGAACUGCGUGUGAUUGAGUGUAUUGAAGGGUGUAUGCAAACAGUGUGUCACCAGGAAAAAGAGAGAAGGUGGAGCAUUUGCACUAGGUGAAGAAGUGUACAUGUGUAAAAAGGGUCAUAUUUUGUUGUGUGGUGGUUCCUGACAUAUGGAUUAAAAGCAAGAGGACCUGCUGAUUCUGGAGCAGAGACAACCGAGUGAAGGACUGACGAGACAAACGAGAUUUUGCAUUGUUCUAAUAAUGUGAUUUUACCUGACCUCGUCUUUCUGGAAGUUUCUUUUACAAGCAUACUGGAAAAGAAAGAUUUGGAGAACAGUUCUGGUGAACAAACACAUGCACAACAACAAAGCUUGAUAAUAGACGUACACACUUUAGAAGUCCAGCAAGACCUUGAUUUUGCAUUGAAAAAAUCUUCUAGCAUGAAUGGACAUGCCAACAAGACUGAAUCAAUGCAAACACAAAAAUAAAAAGGAACUUAAUGGAAUGUUGAAGUCUGCAUCUAAACCAUAAAAUACUUGCCAUUAAAGUGCCUUGCCUGAAAAAUGGAUAGUUAUCCUGCUAAUUCAUUCUUUAACAACUUCACUAACCUUUUCAAUCGUCUAGAGAAAAUUGAAGAGACACCGGUUUUUUCAUCCUUUCGUUCUCUAUCUAAGAAAAAUACUGAACAUCAGAACAUCAGCAUCCAAAAACCUCAAACUAUUCGAUUUGAUAAUGAUUCAUCUGUUGAACAAGAUUUCAAAGCAAUGGAUGUUUCUAGUCAAAUUAAUAGCAGGACAUCAUCAGAAAGAGAAGUCUUAAUAGAGACAGAGGUUGUUUUGGCACAAACAGUUCAGCCUAGAGAUGAAUGCAACAGCCAUAAAACUCUGGAUCAGACAUCUUCUCUGGUGCAAAUAAGGGACAAUAAUGUUGAAACUCACAUUAACACAAGCAUGGACAGAGAUGAAAUAAAAAUUCAAGAAAAACCAACUGAUACUGGAAAGGAAUUCUUGGUCAUGGGUCUGCCAGUCAGUAUGGAUCAAGGCAAUUCAUGGAAAGAUUCAUCCUUGACAUGCCAAGGUGACCAAAAGGUAGCAGAUGGUCAAACUGACCUGCUGUCUGAAGCAUCUGGCCGGGAAUAUAAUGAUACUAAUCUGAGUAACAGAGCAACAGCGGAGAGCAACAGAAGUGGAGAUCUCUCAGACUGUAUCACCAGACAGAUUGCAGAGGGAUUACCAGACAAAGUAAUGCGAGAUGACAACACAACUAAUAACACCAAAAAAGAAGUGUUAUCUACUGCAGAGUAUGAGGGGAAAUGUCAAGAAUGGACAAAUAAAGUUAAAAAUAUGCAGACCUCAGGAACUCAGGAACCAUCAUGUAUGACAGAACAUGAGGAACUUUACUCGGAGAGUACAUUUAAAACAAAUUCUACAGACAUCAACAAUCCGAUCUCUGCUGUAGGGGUCUCAGAUCAGGCAGAUGACGCCAUGUCUACUUUUAAAAGUAAUUUGGUUAUACCUGCUGGAGACUUAGGUACAAAGACAGAGUGUACACACUCAGACACAGGCAAUAAUAGGAUCCAGCCAAAAGAGGAAUUCUGGAGCUCCUUAAUUCCGGACACAUGUAAUGGAUGUCAGGUGGCAUCAGAUAGACAUUCCUGUUCAGAAACUGGAGACACAUUCCUGAAAGUCAAGUCUGAUCAAGUGCUAGUAAAAUUAGAACCAACAACUCCAGACAGCCUCAGUGAAACACAAAAGGAGAGUGGAACAGAAUAUGUACAAGAAUCGAGUAAAGUAGAAAUAAAGCAGAGUGGUAGACAUGAUAGAGGGGCAAUAAUGAUCGAUGACAGUGAUAAUUUGGUACAAAUAGAGGGAGAAAACAAAGAAAUAAUGAUGAAGGAAGAGAAAAUGGAUACAUUACAAGAAGAGAGCAAUUUAGAAACCUCAGGUGAUAUGUCUGCUCCUGGCAUCCUAGAAGAGCCACUAAACAAUGAAAAUGCUUCUAGGCCCAACAAAAGAGUUACCUUCUCUCCAGGUCUAAGGUUGGAGAAACCUCCUCAACUACCCUCCAUCUUUAGUGGGCUGAAAGGGUUAAAAAAAGAAGCGCAUGACCAACAGAAAAAAGCAUUAACCCUUGAACAACCUAAGAGUCCUGUCGUGACGAAACAAGCCUCUGUUAGACGGGCACUUUUCUUUGAGAAACCUUCCAAAAGUGAGGCAAAAGGAAGCAUCCUUGAGCAGCUCUCACAACUCCUGAGCUUUGAUGCUGGCAAAGUAGGAGCAAAAAAAACACAGGAACCCAUAGCAAGUCCUCCGCUCUCACCUAGCAGUGAGGGUCCAGAAGAAGAAAUGCCUCCAGGAGAGGAAAGUGUGAAGGGUCCUGAUGUUGCUUCAGAGGAAAGUGGCAAACUAACGAAUACAGAGACAACCCUCAAUGCCUUUAAGGCUUUCUUUACCCCUAAACCAGCUAGGAGGAACACCUCAGACAAUAUCGACCUGGAUGCUGUAAAGAGGGCAUUCAACCCAGAGACAAUCCGAUCUAUCUUUGACAGAAACUCUAGCAAGUCUCCAGACAACAGGAACAUUUCUGAUAAUAAAUCUCUGGAGAGUGAGGAGAGGACACCAGGGCGUCUGCAGGCUGUCUGGCCUCCUCCAAAGCCCAAAGAUGAGGAGGAAAAAAUUGGGUUAAAAUACACAGAGGCUGAGCAUCAGACAGCUCUUCUCCAUCUGAAAAGAGAGUGCAAAGAAGAGCUGGAGACAUUAGAGGCGGACUAUAAGCUCCAGCUCUACCACCUCAGACAGGAGAAUGAAGAAUCUGUGUCCAGACUGGAAGCAGCAAUUGCGGAUUUGAAAAAGGCUGCCAAGUGUUCGAAUAGUGAACUCAGAGAUGCGGCUGUGUCAACAGAAGACUACUUCACACCUCGCAUUUUUCGAACUGUGUGCAUUCAAACAGACCGAGAGACUUUUAUUAAGCCUGUUGAGGAGCCAGAGUUAAGCAAAGACCUAUGCCCUCAACCAAAUGUGCCUAAAAAACUUGAUCUUGCAUCAAUUAGUAGUAGUCUUUCGAGCAAGCAGGAGCCUGCACUGCCUCCAUUACUGCCAUUGCCAACACCACCACCACUGUCUGUUCAGUCAGGACUUGAUAGUGUAACAGCUUCAAAUCCUUCACCAUCGCUGCCUGGUCCUUCUGAGAGUAAUUCAAAACCUGCUCAGUCAGACGAGUGCCCACCACUCACACAAGCCAGUGGUCCACCCCCUCCACCACCACCUCCACCAAUAAUCAAUGCUGGUCUUUCUCCUACCCCACCCAUACCAGGCCCUGUGCCCUCCCCUCCCACUGGAGGUGGAUUGUUUCUCUCUAGAGCUGAGGAGAGACCACAAAGAAAGCCAAGAGUGGAACCCGUCUGUCCAAUGAAGCCACUCUACUGGACACGGAUACAGAUUCAAGACAGCAGAAAUGAUACACUGUGGAGCACACUGAACGAGCUGGCCAUAAUAAAUACUAAUGAGUUUGCUGAGUUGUUUGCUAAAAUGGCAUCACCCGCCAAAAGGAAACCCCUAUCUGAGGCCUACGACAAGACAGCCAAAGCCAAGAAGAUCAUUAAGGUGUUGGACAGCAAACGUUCUCAAGCUGUGGGAAUCUUAAUCUCAAGUCUCCACCUGGAGAUGAAGGACAUACAGCAGGCUAUUUUGAUGAUGGACAACUCUGUGGUUGACCUGGAUGCUCUUGAAGCCCUGUAUGAAAAUAGUGCUCAGCCUGAAGAGUUAACGAAAAUAAGGAAACACUACGAAACCUCAGAUGAAGAGCAUGUCAGACUGCUGGACAAGCCUGAACAGUUCCUGUAUGAGCUUUCUCUGAUUCCCCAGUUCUCUCUAAGAGCACGAUGUAUCAUUUUCCAGUCUACAUUCACUGAUGCUGUUGCAUCAAUCCAGCGCAAAUCAAACAUGGUUCUCCAUGUGUGCAAGGGACUACUGGAAAGAGACAGUGUAAGAGAGGUGCUGGGGCUCGUCCUUGCAUGCGGGAACUACAUGAACGGAGGGAGCAGACACCGAGGUCAGGCAGACGGCUUUGGAUUUGACAUUCUCCCCAAACUCAAAGACGUUAAGAGCAGGGAUAACCGCAUAAGUCUGAUGGAUUACAUAGUGUCUUACUAUCUACACAAUCUCGAUAAGAAUGCUGGGACUGAAAACUGUGUGUUUCCAUUGCCUGAGCCUCAGGAUGUCUUCCUUGCUUCCCAAGUUAAGUUUGAGGAUUUAUCCAAAGAGCUCCGAAAACUGGGCAAAGACCUAGAAGGUUGUGAGACGGACGUGCAAAGAGUGUGGUUAUCAUCACCUCAAGAAUACAUCUAUCCCUUCAAGGAGAAAAUGGAAACUUUUAUCUCCAGUGCCCAGAAGGAAAAAAUAGCAACCGAACAUCAUCUCAUAACUGCCCAAAAAUGCUUCCAGGACCUGGUGCAGUACUUUGGGAUGAAGCCUCGUUCUGGCGAGCAGGAUGUCCUACCAGGCCAUGUUUUUAUGCUCUGGUUUGAAUUCUGCAAUGACUUCAAGACCAGAUGGAAGAGGGAGAACAAGGCCAUUUCCAAUGAGAGACUAAAAGAAGCCCAGCAGUCAGUGCGCAACAUCACAGCCGACAAAAAAGUGGAGACCAGGCAGGUCCAUGCAAAUGGCCUGAAGGAAAGAUUGCGUCUAAAAGAAGCAAGCUUAUCCAGCACCUGAGACUAACACAACAGACCCUCCACAAUGACUGUAUACUUCAUAUGAUUUAUAAACUCAAGUCUGUUUUUUUUUUACUUUAUUUUCAUUUUGUAUCUGCAUGUAACUUAGGCUUGUUUCUGCAUAAAAAUGAGAUGUACUCCUUCUGCUUGGACACUCCUGAUUGAAUGUGAUGAUUAACAUGAAAUCAGUUCAUCUCAGUUCAAUUUUAUUUUUGUAGCACUUUUAGCAAUAA
Messenger RNA from Hemibagrus wyckioides, 5032 nucleotides. RefSeq names its product formin 1 (gene fmn1). The record is from RefSeq and is a predicted model, not a curated record. The transcript is spliced from 18 exons. Bases 652 to 4800 code for a protein of 1382 amino acids. Gene Ontology annotation, molecular function: actin filament binding; microtubule binding. NCBI's taxonomy places the organism in Eukaryota, Metazoa, Chordata, Actinopteri, Siluriformes, Bagridae. Gene Ontology annotation, cellular component: actin filament; cytoplasm; cytoskeleton. Gene Ontology annotation, biological process: actin filament network formation; cortical actin cytoskeleton organization; actin nucleation.